AUGAGCCAGACAGUCACAAACAUAUAUUGUGAAUUAUGUCACAUUUCUUUUAACAAAACCUGCCUUAUUCUUGCAGUUGAGGAGCUGUUAAUCAUCUAUGAGACAGAGGCAGAGCAAUGGGCCACCUACCUGCAGUCAGUCUUCACUGGUCCAAUCUCAGAGGCUGGGAUCUGCUGCUAUGACAUUGCAACAGUAUCCAGUCGGCGGGACGACUUCCUCAGGCUGACCCAGUAUACCUGCAAGCUCCUGAUCCUCUCUAAGGGCAUGCUGGAGGGUCUGUGCCAGAUGCGGCGCUUCUUCCUGGCCCGCGUACUGAGUCCUGCAGCUCAUGUGGUGGUGCUGCUGUGUGGGGUGGAGAGCCUGACCCCGCUGCUGAAGCUGGUGCCCCUGAAUGGUGACGAGUGCCUGCAGAUCUCCAGUGAACAAGAUGCUCAUGAGUACCUGUCCACUGUGACUGAUAUUGUGAGAAAAGCCUCAACAGCAAACGUCAACCCUUUGACUCAUAAACCAUCAGGAUCAGAACGAAAGGCGGAACAAUCACAGUCAGCUGGAGCCCAAAGUGUCAGAUCCAGCAUUGUGGUUGUUCCUUCCAGAGUUCCAUGUGGGAGCUCUAUGGAGGUGUUCAUUCUUUUGAAAAAUGAAACGGCUGGCAGUGACGCCGAGGUUGAGUUCACUGGUGAGAAUCAGAUGCUGAGAGUGAAGCCUGUCCGCUGGAAUGAGCGGAUCCUGUGCGUCAGUGCACCAGAUUUUCCAGCAGGGAAUGUAAGAGUGACCCUGUAUAGUAAUGGAGUGCCACUGAGCAAGGCACAGUUGCAAUACUACAGCAACAUGGAGGAAAUAACCUGCCUUUUGGCGAGGGCAGCAGACCCUGUUGAUUUCAUGUGCCAGGCUCUUCAAGAGUCCUCUGUGGAGAAGCUGGAUCAGAAGUUGUCCUCCAUGCUCUUGGAGGGCAUGCCGACUGGAGGCUUUCGGGGACUGCAGUGUGAAAACACACCUGAAAGAGAGCUCCACCAUGCACAUGUACCAUCACUCCUCCACUUUGCUGCCCAGUAUGGAUUGAAGAGUGUCUCCAGCCUGCUCUUGCAGUGUCCAGGUGCUGGGCGAGCACUGCACACAGUCAAUCACCACGGACAGACUCCCACUGAGAUUGCCAAGAGUCACGGCCAUACAGAGCUUCACAUCUUAUUGAAGGAAUCUCUGAAUAUGUUCAACUCAGGCGAGGACAAUGGCGAUGGCAGCGUGUACGAAAUGAUGUGCACCGCAGGGACUCCCUCUACCACAGAUGUACAGAAAGAGCAAGGAGGAGAGGAUGGAGAGGAGGGGGAUGAGGAUAUCUAUGCACCACUGGGGGUGAAUGAUGAAUAUGAUACCAUCCUGAACUCAACAAAAGCAGUGGUUAUUGCCAAUCGCCCACCAGCACCCACACCUCGGCCUGAGAGCACCCAGGUGAAAGAGGACAGAACGCCUUACAUCGCCAAAGUGUUCCAGAAAAAGAAGACACCACAGGGCGAUGGUGAUCUGUAUUCACUUCCCACUAAACAAGCGCGGGGGCGAGAAGACAGCAUCUCUUCCACCUAUGAUACUUUUGUGCCAAACCAGAUACACGGACUACAGCAGCUCAUUGAGCUCCAGCAGAGGGUGAAGGCAGGUUCACUCAGUGUGGAUGGUGCCGUGGAGCGCUUCAGUGACUGGCAGAGGGGUCAGAAGGGCGUGGAUGCCAUCCAGCAGGAGAAGUUGAGUCAGCUGAGAGCCAGUAUCAUCAGCAACAGAGAGGAUGAUGACAGUGUCUAUGAUAAAAUCAACAUCGUUCAUCACACGCCAAGUGUUGCAGUGAAUGAAAGUCGAAGAGGAAGCCAAGCAGCGGAGUCUGAUUUUUACAGCAAGCCACUUAAAGGACAGCACUCAAAUUUCUUUUCCAAAGCUGACAAACGGUGA
Molecule: messenger RNA, 1935 nt
Organism: Morone saxatilis (striped sea-bass)
Lineage: Eukaryota; Metazoa; Chordata; Actinopteri; Moronidae
Product: B-cell scaffold protein with ankyrin repeats-like
Exons: 15
Coding region: 1-1935 (644 amino acids)
Biological process (GO): B cell activation; negative regulation of B cell activation; negative regulation of phosphatidylinositol 3-kinase/protein kinase B signal transduction
Molecular function (GO): signaling receptor binding; protein tyrosine kinase binding
Source: RefSeq, a predicted model, not a curated record